This is a messenger RNA of Elephantulus edwardii (Cape elephant shrew), 3418 nucleotides long. It is a transcript of the gene TYRO3, whose product is annotated as TYRO3 protein tyrosine kinase. Gene Ontology annotation, molecular function: transmembrane receptor protein tyrosine kinase activity; ATP binding; protein binding. Gene Ontology annotation, cellular component: signaling receptor complex. The transcript has 19 exons. Gene Ontology annotation, biological process: cell migration; phagocytosis; multicellular organism development. Bases 240 to 2891 code for a protein of 883 amino acids. NCBI's taxonomy places the organism in Eukaryota, Metazoa, Chordata, Mammalia, Macroscelidea, Macroscelididae. The record is from RefSeq and is a predicted model, not a curated record.
GAAUCAGCGGCGGCGGCGGCGGCGCCUGAGGAAGGAGCGCGGUGGCCCGGCAGCGGCCCCGGCGACCCCGUGCUGCUGACGGCGGCAGCUGCCACGGCGAGCGGGCGCGGGGCUCGGCGGUGCCCGCCCCAGCACCGCCCCCAGGCCGGCUCCCGCCCCUCCUCCCGCCUCCCGCGUCUCUCCUCCCCUCUCCCUCCUCGCUCGCGGGCCCGGCCCGGCAUGGUGCGGCGUCGCCGCCGAUGGCGCUGAGGCGGAGCAUGGGGCGGCCGGGGCUCCCGCCGCUGCCGCCGCUGCUGCUGGCGGGUCUGGCCGCUCUGCUUCUCCCGGAGCCCGCCGCCGCAGGCCUGAAGCUCAUAGGUGCCCCGGUGAAGCUGACAGUGUCACAGGGGCAGAUGGUGAAACUCAACUGUAGCGUGGAAGGGAUGGAGGAGCCGGAGAUACAGUGGGUGAAGGAUGGGGCUGUGGUCCAGAGCAUGGACCAAGUGUACAUCCCAGUCAGCGAGCAGCACUGGAUCGGCUUCCUCAGCUUGAAAUCAGUGGAGCGCUCGGAUGCGGGCCGGUACUGGUGCCAGGUGGAGGAUGGGGAAGAAAUCCAGAUCUCCCAGCCAGUGUGGCUCACUGUAGAAGGUGUGCCAUUUUUCACUGUGGAGCCGAAAGAUCUGGCUGUGCCACCUAAUGCCCCUUUCCAACUGUUUUGUGAAGCUGUGGGUCCUCCUGAACCUGUUACCAUUAUCUGGUGGAGAGGGGGCACAAAGGUUGGGGGACCUGAUCCCUCUCCCUCCAUUUUAAAUGUUACAGGGGUGACUCAGAGCACUGUGUUCUCCUGCGAAGCUCACAACCUAAAAGGCCUGGCCUCCUCCCGCCCAGCCACUGUUCAACUUCAAGUAUUGCCUGCAGCCCCUUCCAACAUCACAGUGACGAAGCUCUCCAGCAGUAAUGCUAGUGUAGCCUGGAUACCAGGUGCAGAUGGCCGAGCCCUGCUGCAGUCUUGCACAGUCCAGGUGACCCAAGCCCCAGGAGACUGGGAAGUCCUGGCUGUUGUGGUGCCUGUACCACCCUUUACCUGUCUGCUCCGAGAUCUGGCUCCUGCUACCAACUACAGCCUCAGGGUGCGCUGUGCCAACGCCUUGGGGCCCUCUCCUUAUGCUGACUGGGUGCCUUUUCGGACAGAGGGUAUAGCCCCAGUUAGCGCUCCUCAAAACCUCCAUGCCUUCCGAACAGACUCAUGUCUUAUCCUGGAGUGGGAAGAAGUGAUCCCUACAGGCCCUAUGGAAGACCCCCUGGGACCCUAUAAAAUAUCCUGGGUUCAAGACAACGAAACCCAGAGUGAGCUGACAGUGGAGGGGACCAGAGUCAACUUGACAGACUGGGAUCCUCAGAAGGACCUGACUGUGCGUGUGUGCGUCUUCAAUGCAUUUGGCUGUGGGCCCUGGAGUCAACCUCUUGUUGUCUUUUCUCAUGACCAUGCAGGCCAGCAGGGCCCACCACACAGCCGGACAUCCUGGGUACCUGUAGUCCUGGGUGUGCUGACAGCCCUAGUGACAGCUGCUGCAUUGGCCCUGAUCCUACUUCGAAAGAGACGGAAAGAGACACGGUUUGGGCAAGCCUUCGACAGUGUCAUGGCCCGGGGUGAGCCAGCUGUCCAUUUCCGAGCAGCCCGAUCCUUCAAUCGGGAAAGGCCCGAGCGUAUUGAGGCAACAUUGGACAGCUUGGGCAUCAGUGAUGAACUGAAGGACAAACUGGAAGAUGUGCUCAUCCCAGAACAACAGUUCACCCUGGGCCGGAUGUUAGGCAAAGGAGAGUUUGGCUCGGUGCGGGAGGCCCAGCUGAAGCAGGAAGAUGGCUCCUUUGUGAAAGUGGCGGUGAAGAUGCUCAAAGCUGACAUCAUUGCCUCAAGCGACAUUGAAGAGUUCCUCAGGGAAGCAGCUUGCAUGAAGGAGUUUGACCACCCACAUGUGGUCAAGCUUGUUGGGGUGAGCCUCCGGAGCAGGGCCAAGGGCCGCCUCCCCAUCCCCAUGGUCAUCCUGCCCUUCAUGAAACAUGGGGACCUACACGCCUUCUUGCUCGCCUCCCGGAUUGGGGAGGACCCCUUUAACCUGCCCCUUCAAACUCUCAUCCGGUUCAUGGUGGAUAUUGCUUGUGGCAUGGAAUACCUGAGCUCCAGGAACUUCAUCCAUCGAGACCUAGCUGCUCGGAAUUGCAUGCUGGCAGAGGACAUGACAGUGUGUGUGGCCGACUUUGGACUCUCCCGGAAGAUCUACAGCGGGGACUACUAUCGUCAGGGUAGUGCCUCCAAACUGCCUGUCAAAUGGCUGGCCCUGGAGAGCCUGGCUGACAACCUGUACACUGUGCACAGUGACGUGUGGGCCUUUGGGGUGACCAUGUGGGAGAUCAUGACUCGUGGGCAGACGCCAUAUGCUGGCAUCGAGAAUGCUGAGAUUUACAACUACCUCAUCGGCGGGAACCGCCUGAAACAGCCCCCGGAGUGUAUGGAGGAUGUGUAUGAGCUCAUGUACCAGUGCUGGAGUGCGGACCCCAAACAGCGCCCGAGUUUUACAUGCCUGCGCAUGGAACUGGAGAACAUCCUGGGCCACCUGUCCGUGCUGUCUAGCAGCCAGGACCCCUUGUACAUCAACAUUGAGAAAGCCAAGGAGCCUGCUGAGGGAGGCAGCCUGGGCCUGCCUGGUGGAGAUCAGGCCUGCGAUGGGGCUGGGGAUGACAGUGGUUUGGGAGCAGUGGGGGGCACACCCAGCGACUGUCGGUACAUCCUGAGCCCAGGCGGGCUGCCUGAACAGCCUGGGCAGGAGGAGCAGCAGCCAGAGAGCCCUCUCAAUGAGGGCCAGAGGCUGCUUCUGCUGCAGCAAGGGCUACUACCCCACAGUAGCUGUUAGCCCACAGGCAGAGGGCCGCUGGGGCCAUCCACUGGCUCUGCUGGCUUCUUUGCUAGCUGACUAAGCCCCGUCUGAACCCAGCCAGCAGUGAGGUAUGGAGGCUCCUGUGGUAGUCCUCCCAAGCUGUGCUGGAAAGCCAGCCUGACCAAAUCACCCAAUCCCAGUUCUUCCUGCAGCCACUCUGUGGCCAGCCUGGCAUCAAUUCAGGCCUUGGCUGGGUGGAGGUGGGCCAGACCUGGUUGUCUAGCCCAGGCAGCUGGUAGGAGGGGGAGGUGGUUGUGUUUCCAUGGUUACUGUAAGUGUGGACUGGGAGUGGGGGGAGGGUAGGUCCAGCCUUGUGUGCCCCCACCCUCCCAGCUGAGCUGCCCCUGCUGCUUUAGUGCAUAGCAUGCAUUGAGCUGCCUCCAGCCUGGGAGACCCCUCUGGGUCCAUGCUUGGGUUUAAAUGCCCAUGUUUGCCCCUCUUAAGUCACAAGGAAAAGCCCUUGUAUUUUCUCCCUUUAGAUGAAACUUGGUAAGGAGUUGGUA